CAGCCAUUUCGAGCUCAGUCGUCGAGCCAUACUCGUUGAUUGAACUUUAUAUUUUUAUCCUUUUCACUUUUAGUAGUGUUCUCUCUCUAGCAACAUGGCAGACAUCUCAAAGGAAGAUCUUCGUAAAGAAAUUGCCGCUAUCCUCAAAGAUGCCGAUUUAUCAUCUACAUCUGCCAAGAAGGUUAGACAAGAACUCGAAGAAAAAUUAAGUGCAAAUUUGCAAUCGAGAAAGAAGGAGAUUGAUGACUUAGUCAUGGAAUUUGUUAGCUCGAAACAAGAAAAGAAGGGUAAGGGAAAGAAGGGAGAUUCUGAAGAAGAAGACGAGGAGGAGGAAGAAGAAGAAGACGAAGAGGAGGAAGAAGAGGAACCCUCUGAGGACGAAAAGAAAAAGAAACGUGGCUCAACUGGGAAAAAACCAGCUGCAAAAAAAGCCAAGAAAGGAUCAGAUGACGAAUCUGUUAGUGAACAGAGUGAUGGAGAUUCUGAAGAAGAAUAUUCGCCUAAAAAGUCCAAACCAAUCAAGACUCGCAAAUUACCUCCCAAGAAGAAGAAGGGCUCCGAAUCAGAUUCUGAUGAAGAUUGGGGCAAAAAGAAGGGCAAAAAAGGUGGCGGUGGCGGAAAGAAAGGUGGAAGCGGUUACACAAAAGUAAUGACUCUAUCUCCCGAACUUGCAGCUUUAGUUGGUCAAGAAUCAAUGGCUCGACAUGAAGUAGUGAAGAAAGUUUGGGCGAUAAUCAAAGAAAAAGAUUUAUAUGACCCUAAAAAUAAGCAGUACGCUAUUUGUGACGACGCGUUGAUGAAAGUAAUCGGAACGAAACGUUUUCGCACUUUUGGUAUGAUGAAAUACCUGAAAAAUCAUUUUAUUAGCUAAACGAUUUUCAUAAUACGCCGAUUAGCGUCCACACUAUUAAUUUUUCUUAUAUAAAUAUAUAUAUAAUACUCUCGUUGAGUAAAAUUAUUCAAAAGUAGUUUGGUGUUUGUAUUUUGUGCGCGUUAGUCGGCGAGUUUCAAAUAUAAAUGUUGAAAAUAGAAUUAAAAAUAUUUUUAUUAUAAGCCCCGUUUAGAACUGAUUUAGUUUUUAGGUUUUAAUAUUCACAAAAAAUUUUUUAUAUACAAAUAUUUGUUACAGUUAAAACGUAUUUUUCGUUAGAACUAGUUUUUCCUAGUUAAAACUAGUUUUUUAGUUUUGUUAGUUUGUUAAAACUAGUUAUAAUUUUAUAUAUUCAGUACAACAUCGUAAAUCCGGAAUUGUUGGGAAAACAUUGAUUCCGGAUUUUAGAUUUUUUGUUAGGGUUGUAAGUUAAGAAACUAAUUUUACCCUUAAAUCCAACAACAGAUUCGUCUACAAUACCUCUCUUGAUGGAACAAAAUGUUCUUUGAAUUGUUUUUCCAAAUAAUCUAAAUAGUGAAUGACUUUCUGUGUUCGAUUUCUAAGAGUUUGGUCAUUUGGAUCGUUAUCAUUUAAGUGUAUCAUCCAAAAAAUUUGUAAAAAUCGUUCUCUUCUAAAUAUGCUACUAAAAAAAGGUAUUUUGGCGUUAAACUGUUGUGACCAAUACUCUUGGAUAUUAGAUACGGUUAUCGUACCCAUAUUUAGGAUAACACUAAUAAAUGCGGUAAACUCUUCUACUGUAACAUCUAUCCACGUAUGCCAUGUAGAACGUUUUGACAACCUCUUCUGUGCAAUUUUAUGUCUAGCGUAGUUAUUUGUUUGUUCCACUAUUUUUAUUAUUAGCUCAUUAGUAAAAAAGAGCUUGAAAAAAUCUAUGGGUUUUAUACAAGUAGCUGGUAUUUGUGGUCCUACCAUUUUAUCCCCAGAAGUAAAUAGAAUCUUGUCUGGUACUGGACUAAAAAUAUUUCCACAGUUGACACCUCACUUACCGUUUACAAUAAACAUGAUUCAGAUUCUGCAUUAUAUGUAUUAUCCGUUGCAUUUUCAAGAUCAUCUCUAUCUCUUAUAUCCUCAAAAACAUCUCGAGGCAAAGUCGCGAAGUCAUAAGCCCUACUCGUGGUUCUACACCAAACAUUGCUUUGUAUGGUGAAUGUUUAAUACCAGAAUGAAGUGCCCGAUUUUUCAUAAACUGUACAAACUGAAUAUCAAUUUACCAAUUUAUGGUAUCCAUCAUCAUCGUUAGCCCUUUCAACAGAUCUUUGGCUGUGUCUUUGCUUUCUAUGGACCAGUUUACACUUGAGCCAAAAUGAAGCAAGCUCUGCUCUGCUGUUAUCGGAAUGUAAGAUGCAAGGGUCAUCAAAUUUCAAUCAGUUGAUACGCCACCUCGACGGCUAUCUUACUUUUCAGUGCACAUAAUAAAAUAAUUUUGUCAUAUGAUCCUAGUACACCAUUAUAAACUUUAAUCCUUGAUCUUUUGAUCUUUUUGUGUUUGCAUGACUAUAUGAUCAAAGUUCUUUUUUCUUAAUACUAUGAGGCCCGUUUUUUUCAACCUCCUAUCCCUCCAUGCAAACGCUAUGCGGGCAGAAGUAAUCCCGAAUCACUAAUAACUUCUUUGAAAACUCCUCAUUAUACGUGCUUAUCGAACUAAAAAUAAAGUGAACGGCUCUGUUUGCUCGCACUUAUUGAAUCGGAUUAUGUCUGGCGACCAAUCAGAAUGAAGUACUAUAAUCAGGUGAUACAGUUUUAACCGACCCUCUUCGGACUAACGCGUUUUGUCUAGUAAAAACUAGUUUUAACUGAUAUUCGAUUUGAGCAUUAGUUAAUUCUAGUUUUAACAAAGGCAUACAUUAAAAACUAGUUCUAUCUAACAACUAGUUUUAACUGUAACAUAUAUAUAAACGCUACUGUGUAUCGAACUUACCAUAACUUGCGUUGUAUAAUUUUUGCACUUGUAAAUGUUUUGUCAAAAAAUUUGUAUGAAGUAUGUGCAGAUUUUUAUUGAAUAAAAUCCAAAAAUAG
This is a messenger RNA of Diorhabda sublineata, 2908 nucleotides long. RefSeq lists its product as uncharacterized. The record is from RefSeq and is a predicted model, not a curated record. NCBI's taxonomy places the organism in Eukaryota, Metazoa, Arthropoda, Insecta, Coleoptera, Chrysomelidae. The transcript has 4 exons. Gene Ontology annotation, cellular component: nucleus. Bases 95 to 871 code for a protein of 258 amino acids.